Vicia faba (fava bean) is the source of this 894-nucleotide messenger RNA. NCBI's taxonomy places the organism in Eukaryota, Viridiplantae, Streptophyta, Magnoliopsida, Fabales, Fabaceae. The record is from the annotation of a GenBank genome assembly.
AUGCAUAGAGAAGAAGAAAACGAAGUGAGUGCAAUGGACUCUCUGUUGUGUCCAAGUUUCAGUGUUUACUCUUCUAAUAACCUAAACGACGUCGCUCAACAAGUUAUCAUCGAAAACGACUUCUCACACUUCCAAAACGACAACGACAAUUUCGAAUUCGUAGUUUUUCAAAAAACCGCCGAUGAAGCUUUCUUCGAUCACCGCCGCCGUAAUACAACUCAACGCGUUUUCUCCAUCUCUAAACGUGACGACGCGGCGGUGAAUUUAAUUCCGUUACGGGAAUUGGUAAAACGCGACGGUUACAGAAGAAACUCCGACGAUGCGGAUAAUUCGAUUCCGUCACAGAAAUUAAUAACCGGAGAUCAUAAGUGGAAUAUUGAUCAUCCGUCAUCUUCUUCUUCAGAGGUGGAGGACGAUCUUGAUGAAGUUCCACCGGCGUCGUAUUGCUUGUGGACGCCUAAAUCUCCGAAGGUAUCGCCGAUUGCUUCUCCGAUCAAGUGCGAGAAAAGCAAUUCGAGUGGUUCGACUUCGAAUCCUUCGUCAUCAAAGCGAUGGAAGUUUUUGAGUUUACUCCGGCGAAGUAAAAGCGACGGAAAGGAACCGUUGAUUAUCGUAACUCCGUCAUUAGAGUUUAAGAAGGAAGCGAAAGUGGAGAGUUCGAAGGUGAAAAGCGGUAGGAAAGGAAGCGCAGAGAAGAACGUAACAAAAGCUUCCGAAAAGAAGAUUCAAGUAAUGGAGAAGAAAAUUCGGGCACCGGUAACGGCAAUGGAAUCGUUUUAUCUAAGAAAGAAAGAGAUUAAGCAAAAAUCAUAUUUACCGUAUAAGCAAGAGUUAAUUGGCUUUGGGGUUGGUUUUCAUACGAAUAUUGGAAGAGGUUUUCCUCUUCAUGUUUGA